CUCAUUGUCUCUCGGGCCGCCAGGCGCGGGCGCGGGCAGUACGCGGUCGGGCAGCUGCAGCCCGGCUUCCGCGGCCCCGUCCCGGCGCGCGCCGUCGCUGCCAGCCCUCCGCCGGCCGCGGGCGGGAGGAUGCGCGCCUCCCGGGCGCCAAGUUCCUCACGUGCCGGGGGGCUCCUCGCUUUUUGUUCUCCGGCAGCCUGACGGCGCUGACGUGCCCCGAGUAAACCGCGGCGGCGGCGGGCGGCGCGCCGCGGUGCGCCGGGUCCCGAGCCCGGCUCCUUGUGUUCCCGGCGGGAGGCGAUGGACUGAGCGCGCCGCGCCAUGGAGCCCGGCGUGGUGCUGCGCGCGCUCUGCGUGCUGCUCGGGCUCCGAGCAGCGGUCUGGGGGCUCGGCGUGGACCCCUCCCUGCAGAUCGACGUCCUGGCCGAGUUGGAGCUCGGGGAGUCCACGGCCGGGGUGCGCCAGGUCCCGGGGCUGCACAACGGGACGAGAGCCUUUCUCUUCCAAGAUACUCCCAGAAGUAUAAAAGCAUCCACUGCUACGGCUGAACGGCUUUUUCAGAAGCUGAGAAGCAAACAUGAGUUCACUGUCUUGGUGACCCUGAAGCAGGCGCCCUUGAACUCCGGGGUCAUUCUCUCCCUGCACCACUUGGAUCACAGGUACCUGGAGCUGGAGAGCAGCGGCCACCGGAACGAGGUCCGGCUGCACUACCGCUCGGGCCGCCGGCACCCGCACACGGAGGUGUUCCCGUACAUCCUGGCGGAUGGCAGGUGGCACAAGCUCUCCUUAGCCGUCAGCGCCUCCCAUCUGAUUCUGCACGUCGACUGCAAUAAGGUAUAUGAAAGAGUGGUAGAAAAGCCCUCCACAGACCUGCCUGUAGGCACGACAUUUUGGCUCGGGCAGAGAAAUAGCGCACAUGGCUAUUUUAAGGGUGUAAUGCAAGAUGUGCAAUUACUUGUCAUGCCUCAAGGAUUCAUCGCUCAGUGCCCAGACCUCAAUCGCACCUGUCCAACGUGCAAUGACUUCCAUGGACUUGUGCAAAAAAUCAUGGAGCUGCAGGACAUUUUAGCCAAAACAUCUGCCAAGCUGUCCCGGGCCGAACAGCGGAUGAACAGACUGGAUCAGUGCUACUGUGAAAGGACCUGCACCAGGAAGGGGGCCACCUACCGAGAGUUCGAGUCCUGGACAGACGGCUGCAAGAACUGCACGUGUGUGAAUGGGACCAUCCAGUGCGACCCUCUGGUCUGCCCGAUGCCCGCGUGUCCCCCGAGGUCGGCCCUUGCCUACGUGCAUGGCCAGUGCUGUAAAGAAUGCAAACCAAUAUGCCAGUUUCAAGGACGAACCUACUUUGAAGGAGAGAGAAAUACCGUCUAUUCCUCUUCUGGAGCUUGUGUUCUUUAUGAGUGCAAGGACCAAAGCAUGAAGCUGGCUGAGAGUCCAGGCUGCCCCGUCUUGGAUUGCGCAGAGUCUCAUCAGAUUACCCUGUCCCACAGCUGUUGCAAAGUUUGUAAAGGUUAUGACUUUUGUUCUGAAAGGCAUAACUGCAUGGAGAAUUCUGUCUGCAGAAAUCUGAAUGACAGGGCCGUUUGUAGCUGUCGAGAUGGUUUCAGGGCACUCCGAGAGGACAAUGCGUACUGUGAAGACAUCGACGAGUGCGCUGAAGGGCGCCAUUACUGCCGCGAGAACACGAUGUGCGUCAACACCCCGGGGUCCUUCAUGUGCGUCUGCAAAACCGGGUACAUCAGGAUCGACGACUAUUCGUGUACAGAACAUGAUGAGUGUGUCACAGACCAGCAUAGCUGUGAUGAGAAUGCUCUGUGCUUCAAUACCGUUGGAGGGCACAACUGUGUGUGCAAGCCAGGCUACACAGGGAACGGAACUGCGUGCAAAGCGUUUUGCAAAGAUGGCUGUAGGAACGGAGGCGCUUGUAUUGCAGCUAAUGUGUGUGCCUGCCCGCAAGGCUUCACCGGGCCCAGCUGUGAGACAGACAUCGACGAGUGCUCCGAGGGCUUCAUCCAGUGUGACAGCCGUGCCAGCUGCGUCAACCUGCCCGGCUGGUACCACUGCGAGUGCAGAGACGGCUACCACGACAGCGGGCUGUUUGCGCCCAGCGGCGAGUCCUGCGAAGAUAUCGACGAGUGCGGGACGGGCAGGCACAGCUGUGCCAAUGACACCGUUUGCUUUAACCUGGAUGGUGGAUACGACUGCCGGUGCCCUCACGGGAAGAACUGCACGGGGGACUGCCUCCAUGGUGGGAAAAUCAAGCACAGCGGUCAGAUCUGGGUGCUGGAGAAUGACCGGUGCUCUGUGUGCUCGUGUCAGAACGGGUUUGUAAUGUGCCGACGGAUGGUAUGUGACUGUGAGAAUCCCACGGUUGAUCUUUUCUGCUGCCCUGAAUGUGACCCAAGGCUGAGCAGUCAGUGCCUCCAUCAAAAUGGGGAGACCUUGUACAACAGCGGAGACACCUGGGUCCAGGACUGCCGGCAGUGCCGCUGCCUGCAGGGGGAGGCCGACUGCGGGCCCCUGCCCUGUCCGGAGGCCGAGUGUGAGUUCAGCGUCCUGCCAGACGGCCAGUGCUGCCGGCGCUGCGUGGCCGACCCGUGCCAGGCCGACGCCAUCCGCAACGACAUCACCAAGACCUGCCUGGACGAGAUGAAUGUGGUCCGCUUCACCGGGGCCUCGUGGAUCAAGCACGGCACCGAGUGCACCCUCUGCCAGUGCAAGAACGGCCACAUCUGCUGCUCGGUGGACCCACAGUGCCUUCAGGAACUGUGAAGUUAACUGUCUCCUGGGAGAUUUCUGUUUAAAGAAUGCUCUUUCAUUAAAAAGACCAAAAAGAAAAAAAGAAACCUUUAAACGAAGUGGAUGACUUGUGGGCAGCUAAGGGCAGCUUUGUUAAUAGCUGAGUGAACUUUUAGUUAUGAAAUCCGUGAAGCUUGAGAAGAUCACAGAAGGAAAAUUCUUGGGACAAAUGAGACCAGAAUUCUGCGCCUACUAUGUGUGACAUCACCGUGUAGAAGAACAGGUGUGGAACACGUACCAUGACACCACGACCACUGGUUAUAAAGCCUGAGCUUUGAAAGUCCCUAGCAUCACUGGUGCAGAGAACCUUCCUCUAGACCAGAAUCCUCACAAAUCAGCUAGGUUCCUCACUGCAAAAAAUGAAAUGUAAGGCAGUGAAUGAAUUAUAUUUUCAGAAGCAAAGCAAAGAAACUAUAACAUGUUAUAUACAAUAUACACUCUGAAAAGAAAUCUGAAACAAGUUAUUGUAAUGAUAAAAAUAAUGCACAGGCAUGGUUACUUAAUAUUUUCUAACAGGAAAGGUCAUCCCUAUUUCCUUGUUUUACUGCACUUGAUAUUAUUUGGUUGGAUUUGUUCAGUAUAAGCUCGUUCUUGUGCAAAAUUAAAUAAAUAUUUCUCUUACCUUAUAA
This is a messenger RNA of Manis javanica (Malayan pangolin), 3431 nucleotides long. It is a transcript of the gene NELL2, whose product is annotated as neural EGFL like 2. Lineage: Eukaryota; Metazoa; Chordata; Mammalia; Pholidota; Manidae. The record is from RefSeq and is a predicted model, not a curated record. Gene Ontology annotation, cellular component: cytoplasm. Gene Ontology annotation, molecular function: protein kinase C binding; calcium ion binding; heparin binding.